GAGGGAUCAAAACCAAGGCUGAAAAAGUUGGCUCUCUCUCUCUCUCUCUGUUUUUCGGUUCUUUUCAACCCAAAGAAGCACCUGAAGAAAGAACAAAAAGAGAGAAAUCAGUCCUCUCCCUCGCGCGCAAAGCCAUGAGUCUCUUCGGUUUGGGCAGAAACCAACGGACAUUUCGCCCAAAAAAAAGUGCACCAUCAGGGAGUAAGGGGGCUCAGCUUAGAAAGCACAUUGAUGCCACCCUAGGCAGUGGAAACCUGAGGGAAGCAGUUAAACUUCCUACAGGGGAGGAUUUAAAUGAGUGGCUUGCUGUCAACACCGUGGAUUUCUUCAACCAGGUGAAUUUGCUCUAUGGUACCCUCACAGAAUUCUGUACUGCUGAGAAUUGUCCUACUAUGACUGCUGGCCCCAAGUACGAGUACAGAUGGGCAGAUGGUGUACAGAUUAAGAAGCCCAUUGAGGUUUCUGCUCCUAAGUAUGUUGAAUAUUUGAUGGACUGGAUUGAAGCUCAACUUGAUGAUGAAUCAAUAUUUCCCCAGAAGCUUGGUACCCCAUUUCCCUCCAACUUUAGGGAAGUUGUGAAGACAAUAUUCAAAAGACUGUUUCGUGUAUAUGCCCACAUAUAUCACUCUCACUUUCAGAAAAUCGUGAGCCUCAAGGAGGAGGCCCAUUUGAACACUUGCUUCAAGCAUUUCAUACUCUUUACCAUUGAAUUUGGGCUAAUAGACAAGAAGGAGCUGGCGCCUCUUCAAGAGCUUAUAGAAUCCAUAAUUGUUCCUUACUAAACAGCGUAUUUGCAUAUUCCAAGGGGUAUUUAUCUUAGGGAUACAUAAUUAUUGUCAAAAUAAAUGCUGAUAAUCAGUAUUUGACUUUACAGUCUCUCCUAUGUAGCUUGAAAUUAUUAUAAAUUGUUCAUAUUCUGUGUGGCUUUUAUCUUA
This is a messenger RNA of Ziziphus jujuba (common jujube), 935 nucleotides long. RefSeq names its product MOB kinase activator-like 1A. Gene Ontology annotation, biological process: positive regulation of protein phosphorylation; signal transduction. The transcript has 7 exons. Bases 135 to 782 code for a protein of 215 amino acids. Gene Ontology annotation, molecular function: protein kinase activator activity. Gene Ontology annotation, cellular component: cytoplasm; nucleus. The record is from RefSeq and is a predicted model, not a curated record. NCBI's taxonomy places the organism in Eukaryota, Viridiplantae, Streptophyta, Magnoliopsida, Rosales, Rhamnaceae.